Hemibagrus wyckioides is the source of this 5163-nucleotide messenger RNA. It is a transcript of the gene ptpn22, whose product is annotated as protein tyrosine phosphatase non-receptor type 22. The transcript has 29 exons. The record is from RefSeq and is a predicted model, not a curated record. Lineage: Eukaryota; Metazoa; Chordata; Actinopteri; Siluriformes; Bagridae. Gene Ontology annotation, biological process: peptidyl-tyrosine dephosphorylation. Gene Ontology annotation, molecular function: non-membrane spanning protein tyrosine phosphatase activity. Bases 406 to 3900 code for a protein of 1164 amino acids. Gene Ontology annotation, cellular component: cytoplasm; nucleus.
AGGGGGGGGGGCAGAGAGAGAGAGAGAGCAGAAAAAAUAGUGAGUGAGACAGGCAAAGUGAGAGAAGAGUUAGCAAGAAACAGGCAGAGAUGAGAACAUUGGUGGUAUUUUUAUUCUGACCACAGAAACCCGUUGACAAGCUUCCGUGACGCCCAUCUAGAGUGCUUUUGCACUCGGGUUCCUCAUACUUAGGCAACAUCUCAGCUGAAGGGAAAGAUGCCAGAAAGGCUGAGUGAAAGAGAAAAGGAGAGAGUGUAAGAAAGAUAAAGAGCGAGAAAAUUUGACAGAGACAGAGAAAGAAAAAGAAAGAGAGAGAGACAGCAAGAAACAACGAGAGUUCAAGCCACUGGGGCCUUCAAAGCCAUGUGACAUGACAGAGGGCACUGCUGGGGGACUUGCUUCAACAUGGAACUCCAAGCUCAGCUCCUGAGGAGCUUCCUGACCCAAUUUGCCAGCAAAGAGGCCACAUCGGCUCAUGAAGAUAGUGCCUACGCUGUUGAGUUCUUGAGACUGAAGAGGCAGUCCACUAAAUACCGCACUGAGAAGACCUACUCCACCAAGGCUGCUGAUAGGCAGGAGAACGUGAAGAAGAACAGAUACAAGGACAUUGUUCCAUUUGACCACAGCAGAGUGAAACUCUCAUUAAUCACCUCAAAAAAUGACACGGACUACAUCAAUGCCAAUUUCAUCCGGGGAGUUUUUGAGCCAACAGAGUAUAUUGCCACUCAAGGCCCACUUCCACACACAGUCCUGGACUUCUGGAGGAUGCUUUGGGAAUACAAUGUGCAGGUCAUUGUAAUGGCUUGCCGGGAAUUUGAAAUGGGAAGGAAAAAAUGUGAGCGCUACUGGCCUGAAACCUUGGUGGAUGUAUUUGUGUGUGAACCAUUUACCAUAUACUGUGAAUCAGAAGAGAAUAAAGGAGACUAUUUGAUAAGGAGCCUGAAGGUGACUUUUAAAAAUUGCUCUAGAGAGCAUGAUGAGGAGCAUAAACAUAUGCAACCCUGUUUCUCCCAGCAGUCAUCUCGCACACUGAAGCAGCUGCACUAUAUGAACUGGCCUGAUCACGGUGUACCAGACUCCAUCCCUCCCAUUCUAGAGAUGCUGCAGGAUAUGCAUGUGUUCCAAAAGCAGGACAAUGUGCCAUUCUGCAUCCACUGCAGUGCUGGCUGUGGAAGGACAGGGGUGCUGUGUGUCAUUGACUACACUUGGAACCUACUGAAAAAACAAAUGAUACCAGAGGACUUCAACAUCUAUGACCUGGUUCAGGACAUGAGAACACAGAGGCCUUCCAUAGUCCAGACUAAGGAGCAGUAUGAACUGGUGUACAGGGCGAUUACAUUCUUGUUUGAGAAGCAUCUGCAAUUGAUGGAGUCAAGCUCAAAGAAAAAAGAGGUUCCACCUGCACCUCCACCCAUCCCUGUAGACUGUGAGAGUGAGAUUUCAGACUUCAGUGAGUCCGAGGAAGAGAUAGAGCCUGUAGAAGAGAAUAGACUGCAUCCACGCUAUGACGCCAGGUAUCAAGAAAAGGAAUUUCCUAGAGAAUUUUCCAACCAUGUUGCUCCAAGUGCAGUUUCACAGCCACUACCACCUCAUUUGCAACCUUCCAGUUCAUUAGACCCCAAACGUACAACAGCAGAUCGGCUGAAUGGCAUGAAGAACUGGGCCAUGUCUAAAAUUUCCCCAAGGGCUACUGCCGCAAGUCAAGUGCAGAAGACAGAUAUUGAAUAUCAAAAGUCCCAGAUAACUAAACUUCAUCUGGUUCAGGAAACAGAUUUUGGAUACCAAAAGUCCCAGACACCUAAACCUCCUUCACUUCAGGAAGCAUGUCUUGGUCCUCAGAAAUCCCAGAUACUUGAACCUUCUCUUCUGCAGCCAACAGAUCUUGGAUACCGAAAGUCCCAGAUACUUGAACCUCCUCCACUGCAGCCAACAGAUCUUAGAUACCAAAAAUCCCAAACACUUGAACCUCCACCAAUGCAGCCAUCAGAUCUUGGAUACCAAAAAUCCCAGAUACUUGAACCUCCACCACUGCAGCAAACAGAUCUUGGAUACCGCAAGUCUCACAUACUAGAACCUCCUCCACUGCAACAAACGGAUCUUGGAUGCCGAAAGUCGCAGAUACUCGAACCUCCUCCAGUGCAGCCAACAGAUCUUGGAUUCCGAAAGGCCCAGAUACCUAAACCUCCUCGGAUUCAGAAAACAGAUCUUGCAUGCCGAAAGUCGCAGACACUCGAACCUCCUCCAGUUCAGGAAACAGAUACUGAACAUCAGACAUCACAGAUACUUGAACAUACUCUUCUAAAGCAAACAGAUAUCGAUUGCCAAAAGUCUCAGACAGUUGAACCUCCACCAAUUCAGCAAACGGAUCUUGGAUACUUAAAGUCCCAGAUACCGAAACCUCCUCGACCUCAGAAAAAAGAUCUUGGAUGCCAUAAUCCCCAAAUACCUGAAACUGCUACAACAAAUCAAAACCAGCACAAUGACCCUCUGAAAUUCAAUAAUUACAUUGGACCAACACCAGUACAGGAGUCCAGCCCACAUCGGACACAUCAGACAGAAAUGUGCAAUGAUGGUGCACUUGUCCAGACUCCCUCUGUUUGUCUUACAGUGGAGGAUCCAUAUUUUGGCCCAUAUUCUGCUAUGUCCCCUGAGCCUAGAGAGUUUACAGAAGCAGCACCCCUCUUCAUGGAAAACCCUUGUUACAUUAGCCCCACUUUGACUAGUGAACUGCCAGUGCAGGACAACUGUACGGGUGUGACUACGUCUAUAUCUGAUGAUGACAGUCCUCCUCCUCUACCAGAGAGGACCCCAGAAUCCUACAUUUUGGCUAAUGAAGAACGUCCUCAGAUUCUCACUCCUACUCUUCAGUUGCCAACUGAAUCACCUCUGCUGAAUGCCACAGAUGUGGAUGAUAUUGGUGAUAAAGGUGACACUGCCAACAUGGACGUCGACCAGAGCUUGUCAUUGGUCAUCCCACCUGAUACCUUUUCAACCAACGGAGGUGGAAGCCCCCCUUCUCCUGCACCACCUUUGCCGGAAAGAACUCCAGAAUCUUUUGAAAUGGCUAAUGAUGAAGAUUUAUUACAGAAUGCAGUACAAGAAAAGCCCCAGGAAACAGUUCUCAGGGUCGGGAAAUCAUCUGAAUGGUCUGGAAAUUCAAACUUGGAGGUGCCAGACUUUAAGAGAUCCUGGUCCAGGAGCAAGAGUUUAAAAGCUAGACUGUCACUUAAUGUUCCAGUCAACAUCCAUUCUUUUGCUCCAGAUCACAUACCUUCAAAAGAACGUACCAUGAGUCUCACUCCUCCUUCUGAUCGCACACCUGAUUCUUUCCUGAUGGAAGCUUCAAAUACACAAGCUUCUCUUACUCCUCCACUCCCUAGAAGAACCCCAGAAUCUUACAUCGUAGUCACUGAAGAAGCUCAGAGCAACAGCGCCCCCUGUCAGGAUGAUACAGUCCAGCAAAAGCACAAAUUGGGAAUGUCAUCUGAGUGGGCAGGAAACUCCCAGGCCAGGCCAUCAUACGAAGUGAUGUCCAGAAGCAGGAGCGUUAAAGUGAAAAGUUCAAAACAAGAUUGUUUAUCUGUGGUUCCUCUGCCUGAUCCAGAUGGUGGAGCUUCAGCAGAGCCUGUAUUAUCUAGAGCACAAGACCAGACAUCAUUAGACAGCAGACGUCCUGCAGUGGAGCAGCCCGAGAAGACAUCGCUCCCCAAAAAGUGCAGGACCAAGGUUCUCUUGUUUGAUAGUUUGAGGUUGUGGAAAGGAAAGCAGAAAACCAAAGAGGCUUCUGUGUCUACUUCUGUUCAACCGAACCAUGGAGCUGCUGCAGGAUUCAUAUUCAGUUUUGGAACACGUUUUGGGAAACCCAAAGGACCCAGGGGGCAGCCUGAAACAUGGGUGUAAAUCAGACAGAACAGGAAAUGCCUCAUGGUGGUCAGUGGCUAUGGUGAUGCCUGCCUACAUCAGCUUGAUGGAAAAAAUGACUGAUAUACCAGAAGACAAACAAGAAAAAGGGAUUAAUUAAUGAAUGAACCUCAUUGGAUACAAGUGUUAUUGAAAUUGGCUUUUUUUUGGUCAAUAACUCAGGCGGUUAUUCUCACUGAAAAAUGCUCUAUAUUUACUAUAUAGUGGCUUUUCAUGGGGCUCAGGUAAAAUCCCACAAAUCAUUGCAAGAGGUAUUGUUCAAACUGAUUGAAAGGGAAAGUGAAAAGCUUUUCUGUGUCUCAGUAGUUGACACAAGUACUUUGUGGAAAUGAAGAGAAUCUUGUGGCCUUGAUAUACGAAUCUGUGACCACACCUUAUUUAAAAAAAAAAAAAAAGCAAAAGGUCACCAUAGUAGCUCCGUAACUCCGCAUAGAAGUGUUUUCCUUUAUUACCUGCUCAUUCAUCAUUCUUUUUUUCAUUGCAGCUGUUAUCAAAAACAGUCCUUUUUUUUGGUUUCGUUCUUUUUAUAUGUUCAAUUUAUAAAAGCGUAAAUUAGCGAGUGAUUUUAGCUUUCAAACUACUGAUGGAUCCUCUUCUGUUAGACAAUCAGGACCAACCGAAGGACUGCUGCAUUGCUUUGUAACGUGGAUGCUACCACGUGGAUGGUCAUUUGCACUAUAACUUCUCAGUAUAUUCAUAUAUGACAGGGUUGUAGCAGUGUGGACUGCCUGGGUGACUACUAGCUUGAAUGGAAAAUCCAGACUGGUACGAACCGGAAAAACAAACUUUUUGUAUGCUUGAUUCGUGUUAAUUUUAUUUCAUUUGUUGUGUGUGUAAAUAGCAUAAAUUGAGGGGUGUUUUUUUUUUUUACAUGUAUAUGCAAAUUAGAAGUGGAAUGGAACGAGUAAUUUAAGCAAUUUAAUGCCGACGGAAGUGCAAGUAUUAAAUUAUGAUAUUAAUUUACAAUGUACAAAUACAGUUUUGUCUGUUUUAAAAAAAAAAACAAAAAAAACUAUGCUAUGGUUUUAAGAAUCUUUUCCAGGAAUUAUUUUUUUCACUUUUUCCUAACAAAAGAAAAAAAAAAAAAAAAUCUAUAUGAAUGUAUGUAGAUAAUGAAUAACGGUAUCAUGGUCAUGGAAUAUCCUCACAUCCACACGAGGAAACGAUUUUGUUGUUCUUGUGACUUGAGUGACAUCAUCACCGGUCAGCAAUUACAGUACAGCUAAAAAAAAAAAAAUUUUU